AUGACAAUGACAUGGUUAGGAGCCGGUGGAUGUACUGGGAGAGUGGCCAGUCCCAUCAAACUGGACUUUGAGCUGCUCAGCGAGGAGCUCAGAGUAUUUGAGGCUCCGGUGUCUCAGCUCAAGGACUCCCUCAACUCCCUCAAGACUCAGCUUUUUCGGUCCUCAUUUUAUUGUUUACCACGACCCCUCGUCGUGAAUAAGCUGGAGACUCACGACAAGAGCAACCUGGAGCUCUUCUGCCUUGAGUUUGCUAAGCUGCAGAGGAAGCUGGAGGGGGGCCCAUUGGUGUGGCUCAACAUGCAGUUCUGGUCCACAUUAGAUCCGGCCUCCUGUGGUUAUGGUCACCGACAAAUGCACAAAAGCAACAAAUUCCCCUAUUUGGACUAUUCCGCUGAUGAGAAAGGAUUGUGGGUAAUGUAUGCCCCGGAGGAGCCCAAGGGUAGAAUUGCGGUCGCUAAGAUAGAUGGAAAAAUCAAUCUGGUAAGUGAAUGGACCACUGGUGCGUUCGAGCUUCUAGUAGGGAAGGCCUUCACGCUGCGUGGCGUCAGUGUGUCGGCUACCAGGCCAGAAGAUCUGAUGACAAAGGAGAUCUAUUACUCAUACGACACCAAGACUGGAGAGGUGAGAUACAAGAGUGAGAAACGUGUCAAGCUGCACCGCGACCCCACUGAUCAGAGGCCUCACAUGUACAACAAUGACUAUUAUGCAUCCGCCGCCAUGAGCUUCAACAAAGAACGACGCCUCUUGUUCAUGGUCUGAUGUGUGAUUAUUGCAAAUCUGCCUGAAUCCAAAAAAGAAUUUCACUUUCGUUUUGGGAAAAUAUUAUUAUGGGAAAUAAUAUUAAGUAUUUGCAUGAGUCUGUUAAUUGUUUUAUAACAUGAUUAAAGGUAAAGUGUGACUGAAUGAACAUUUGGAAAGGGUGUAAAGUAAUAAUUCCCUUCUUUUUGGAUGAGG
Molecule: messenger RNA, 954 nt
Organism: Gasterosteus aculeatus aculeatus (three-spined stickleback)
Lineage: Eukaryota; Metazoa; Chordata; Actinopteri; Perciformes; Gasterosteidae
Source: RefSeq, a predicted model, not a curated record